CCCGAGUUGUGGUGGAUGGGAUGAGGACACCCCAAGUCGCAACAGCCGAGAGCGACGGGAAAGGCGAGAAAAAACCGAUCGAUGCGAUGACAGGUCAAAUUGAAUUAUCCAGAGUCGCACCCAUGUACCAGAUCCGACAGGAUGAAGAAGGAAGGAUAGCGAUGGCGAUGAGAGGAGGGAGUCGGGGGUCGGGCCGUGGGCGAGGUGAGUCGUUCUACCAAGCGCUUGGGUAUGUCAGCGGUGGCAUCACGCAGAGCCGAAGCGAGUCAGGAGAACAGAGCGGACCAGCACCCCAUGCUGCAAGCCGCGAACACAAAUAAAGAGAAUAAAACGAUCCAGAAGAACCUACCAGAUAGAUACUGCACCCAAAGAUCGAGGAAGGAUGAGGGGCGGAGGGGCGAUGGGCGAACGAAGUCGAAGGUUGAG
Messenger RNA from Aspergillus brunneoviolaceus CBS 621.78, 426 nucleotides. RefSeq lists its product as uncharacterized. The coding region runs from base 87 to 320 and encodes 77 amino acids. The record is from RefSeq and is a predicted model, not a curated record. NCBI's taxonomy places the organism in Eukaryota, Fungi, Ascomycota, Eurotiomycetes, Eurotiales, Aspergillaceae. The transcript is spliced from 2 exons.